Messenger RNA from Drosophila montana, 1573 nucleotides. RefSeq names its product ferrochelatase, mitochondrial (gene FeCH). Gene Ontology annotation, biological process: heme biosynthetic process. Gene Ontology annotation, cellular component: mitochondrion. NCBI's taxonomy places the organism in Eukaryota, Metazoa, Arthropoda, Insecta, Diptera, Drosophilidae. The coding region runs from base 210 to 1382 and encodes 390 amino acids. Gene Ontology annotation, molecular function: protoporphyrin ferrochelatase activity. The transcript is spliced from 5 exons. The record is from RefSeq and is a predicted model, not a curated record.
AAUUUCCAACUGGGCCAACUUCGUAUUUUUACUUUUCAGAGCUUUUCAUAGCGAACUCAUUUAAAUUUUAGGUUGAAGGUAAAUAAAAGCAUUUGACAUUUGCCGUCAAUUACUGUGCACUUAAUGGUGUUGAACCUACAAUAAAUUACGUACGAAAUAAACAUUGGAGAAAUAGUUCCGGUUGCAUUUUUGCUCUUCGUCUAGUUUUAAUGAAAACAAUGUUUUUGCAUAACAGAAAUCUAUGCAAGCUGGCAAGCAAUGUCGCUAAUUUCGCCACGAGCAGCGUCCGUUUCAGUAGCCAGAAGGCAAAGACUGCGAUACUCAUGCUGAACAUGGGCGGACCUCAACACACGGAUCAGGUGCACGACUAUCUGUUGCGCAUUAUGACGGAUCGCGAUAUGAUACAGCUGCCGGUGCAAAGCCGGCUCGGUCCAUGGAUUGCGCAGCGUCGCACCCCAGAAGUGCAAAAGAAGUACAAAGAAAUUGGCGGCGGCUCGCCAAUAUUAAAAUGGACCGAGCUGCAGGGCAAACUGAUGUGCGAGCAACUGGACAAACUGUCGCCAACUACGGCACCGCACAAGCAUUACGUUGGCUUUCGCUAUGUCAAUCCCCUGACUGAGGAUACUCUUGCGCAGAUCGAAAGCGACAAGCCAGACCGUGUGGUGCUCUUCUCGCAGUAUCCACAGUACAGUUGCGCCACAUCCGGCUCCAGCUUCAACUCGAUCUUCACCCACUACCGCGAAAACACACCACCCGCCAACAUUAAAUGGAGCAUUAUUGAUCGCUGGGGCACACAUCCGCUGUUCAUAAAGACAUUUGCGCAACGCAUACGUGAGGAGCUGGCCAAAUUUGUGGAGACUAAGCGCAAUGAUGUUGUCAUACUCUUUACGGCACAUUCGCUUCCCCUCAAGGCAGUAAGUAGGGGUGACCCGUAUCCCUCUGAGAUUGGCGCCAGUGUGCAUAUGGUUAUGCAGGAAUUGGGCCAAAAUAAUCCCUACAGCUUAGCCUGGCAGUCGAAGGUGGGACCCCUUCCCUGGUUGGCACCAGCCACAGAUGAUGCCAUCAAGGGAUAUGUAAAACAGGGCCUGAAGAACUUCAUACUUGUGCCUAUUGCAUUUGUUAACGAGCACAUUGAAACACUGCACGAGCUGGACAUUGAGUACUGCGAUGAGCUGGCCAAGGAGGUGGGCGUGGAGGAAAUACGUCGCGCUGCCGCUCCCAAUGAUCAUCCGCUCUUUAUUGAGGCCCUAAGCAGCAUUGUGGCAGAUCAUCUGAAGUCUAAUCAGCCCGUGAAUCCGAAGUUCUUAAUGCGCUGCCCCAUGUGCACCAAUAAUCGCUGCCGUGAAAGUAAAAAAUGGUAUCAACAGCUAUGCGCACACUAAAAUGUCAUUUUAUUUAUAUGAGACUCACAUAAUGCACCAUCUGUAGUGCAUUUUAAGUUAAUCAGCUUAAAGCUAUCAUUACAAUGUUCAUCAUGCUAUCAAUCGGUUCGCUUAUAGGUAUUUCAUUAAUUAGGUUCCGGGUUUUGCGACUGCGAGUCCAUAAGGCAAUAAAGACACUGCAUAAACAAAAA